UUUUUCCUAUAAGCCAGGGUAUAAAAUGAAUUCCAAUCUCAGCAGAGGAUUCAUCUUCCUCCUGCAGCGAUGACUGGGACUGUCCUCUUCCAAAUCCUCCUGCUGGCGGGUGUCCUGAGCGCCAAGCGCUUCCCGUGCUUCCCUGAGUAUUGUCUCCGUGACCAGGACUACGAGGAGCUGCUGGAGAUUGCCCGGGACGGGCUGGAGCCCGCGGCUCACCCGGCGCACGUGGUCGUGGUGGGCGCGGGGAUUGGGGGGCUGACGGCAGCCAAGCUGCUCCGGGAUGCUGGACACAAGGUUACCAUUCUGGAAAGGAGCAGCUGGGUCGGGGGGCGGAUCCGGACGUUCCGCCCCGAGGGCCAGGACUGGUACGUGGAGCUGGGGCCCAUGCGCCUGCCAGGCAAGCACAGGCUUGUCCGUGAAUUCAUCCGCCAGUUCAACCUGAAGCUGAAUCCCUUCAUCCAGAGGGACAACAACACCUGGUACUUCCUGAAGGGCGCUCGGGUCAGGGCGGAGGAGGCGGACAGGAAUCCCGACAUCCUGAAUUACACCGUGAAGCCGUCGGAGAGGGGCAAGAGCGCCACCCAGCUGUACCGGGAGGUGCUGGACAAGGCCUUUAAGAAGUUCCAGACCACUGAUUGCAGGCAGUAUCUGGCUCAACACGACUCCUUCUCCACCAAGGAAUAUUUGAUCAAGGUGGGAGGGCUGAGCCGAGGAGCUGUUGACAUGAUCGGGGAUGUGCUGAAUGAGGACUCGGGGUUUUACCUGUCCUUCCUCGCCUCGCUGUGGGACUUCAGCAUCUUCUCUGAAGAGAGCUUCGAUGAAAUCACGGGAGGGUUCGACCAACUGCCCAGAGCCUUCCACAAGGCGCUGCCCAACGUUGUCCGGUUCAACUGCACUGUGGAAAAGAUCAUGACGAAGGGCAACAAAGUCCGAGUGUUCUACCGCGCCCCCGACACGCUGGCCCCGACCAUCGUCACUGCGGAUUUCGUCCUUGUCACCUCCAGCGCCAAAGCCACCAGGCACAUCCAGUUCCUGCCGCCGCUGUCCCCUGCCAAGGCCCACGCCCUGCGCUCCAUCAACUACGCAAGCGCCUCCAAAAUUAUCCUGGCGUGCUCCGAGAAGUUCUGGGAGAAGGAGGGGAUCCGCGGAGGGUACUCCAUCACCGACCGCCCCUCCCGCUUCAUCUACUACCCCAGCCACAACUUCUCCAGCGGGGUGGGCGUCAUCCUGGCCUCCUACACCUGGAACAACGAUGCCGAGUUCUUCCUGCCCCUCACAGACGAGAAGUGCCUGGAUGUGGUGCUCCAAGACCUGGCCGACAUCCACCAGGUGAGCAAGGAGUACCUGCAGUACACCUGCGACCAGCACGUGAUCCAGAAGUGGCAGCUGGACCAGCACUCGCUGGGGGCUUUCGCCGCCUUCACCCCGUACCAGUUCGUGGAUUACUCGCGGGCUCUGUUCACUCACGAGGGCCGGGUCCACUUUGCCGGGGAGCACGCGGCGCAGCCCCACGCCUGGAUCGACACGGCCAUGAAAUCGGCCAUCAGGGCCGCCAGCAACAUCCACCACGACAGCGGCCACGCGCCGCACGGGGACAGCUCUGGGACACCCGUGCAGAGGGAAGAGCUCUGA
Molecule: messenger RNA, 1635 nt
Organism: Sturnus vulgaris (Common starling)
Lineage: Eukaryota; Metazoa; Chordata; Aves; Passeriformes; Sturnidae
Gene: IL4I1
Product: interleukin 4 induced 1
Biological process (GO): amino acid catabolic process
Molecular function (GO): L-amino-acid oxidase activity
Source: RefSeq, a predicted model, not a curated record